AUGGACGAUACUCAAAUCAAAAUCGAAGAACAGCAAACAUACCUUGGGAUAACCUUUGAUAAAAGAAUGACAUGGAAACAGAACAUAAUGUCAGCUAGGAGAAAACUUAAAAUCAUGAGAAAACUGGCAGAAACAAGCUGGGGUGCAAAUGAAACGGUAUUGAAAACUGUCUACCAAGGAAAAGUAAGACCACAUCUUGAGUACGGAUCUAGUGCAUGGUCAACAGCAUCCAAGAGUCACCUACAGACACUAGACAAAGUCCAGAACCAGGCAUUACGUAUCAUCACAGGAGGCAUAAAAUCAACACCAAUUGCAAGCAUGGAAGAAAUUACCAACAUACCACCAUUAAAUAAGAGAAGAGAAUGUAAAGCUAUGAUACAGGCCACCAAGUAUCAAUGCCUUCAGGAUCAUCCAAUGAGCCAGAGAAUGAAACAACUACAGCGAAAACAUCCACAAGACGAAAGACCACCUUUAAAGGAACGGCCGAUCAGACUAUAUAAACAUGACAUCCGACCAGAUGUAUACACAUUGAGAAACGGGGACGUUCUGCCAAAACUAGUUAAACCAAUAGAGAUCACACUUACAGCUAGCCCCUGUGCAGAGAAAACUGUAAAUGUCACCAUACACACCCCAGUCUCACAAAUCACUGCUAAAAACGAACAAUCAGAUUUGCCAGAGGCAAUCCCAACAGGCCUUCAUUGCUCCAACUACAAAGGCGAAGAAGAAACCAUCACCCAUGCAGUACGCUCCAUCAGAGACAAGUCCAACAUAACAACAAGUGUAGUAUUCCUGACAGAUGCCCUAUCUGUACUGCAAGCCAUUAACAAUGGUAAACUCCCCGUACUUGAACAAGAUCUACACAACAUCGAAAGCCUUCAAACAGCAUUACAAUGGAUACCAUCUCAUUGCGGAAUCAAGGGAAACAAAAAUGCCGAUCUGCUAGCAAAGGAGGGAGCCAAACAACAGCAAUAUGAAAACCAAGUUAGCUUCUCAGAGAUGAAAACCAUCAUCACAUCACUACACAGAACCCCUCAACAACAAGACAGCUAUAACCAACUGGCUAGACCUGAGCAGACGAACAUCUUCAGACAUAGGACAGGACACAACAGACUCAACCAACAUCUGCAUAGAGUCAUGAAAGUCAUACCAUCACCGAUGUGUACAUGUCGAGAAGCUGAUCAGAAUACAGAACACCUCAUACAACACUACAGAAUACACCAGGCACUGAGAAACAACACAUGGCCAACACCAACAACAUUUAAUAUGGAUCCCAUCAGGAGUGCACAAGACGUCAUCCGAUGUGACCUUUGUAAGACAGCUAUAAGGAAAGUCAUUGGAAAAGAUGCUGAAGAAUUAGAAAACUCAAUUUCUCCAACGUAUGCAGAAAUUGCAAUUGAAUUAGAAACCCAGAUAGCUAACUUAGAUGGAAAAUAUGGAUAUUUUACAACAGCGUUGAUCAAAUGUGGAGAAGAAUGGCACAGAGAAGUCGAUAUAAUUGUCGAGAAAUUAAGAAUUGAAAUAGAAAAAGGGAAAUUGAAGCAUAAGAGUAUUCUAGAGGAUCAUUGA
Molecule: messenger RNA, 1566 nt
Organism: Saccostrea cuccullata (small rock oyster)
Lineage: Eukaryota; Metazoa; Mollusca; Bivalvia; Ostreida; Ostreidae
Exons: 6
Coding region: 1-1566 (521 amino acids)
Molecular function (GO): nucleic acid binding; RNA-DNA hybrid ribonuclease activity
Source: RefSeq, a predicted model, not a curated record